Haliotis rubra (blacklip abalone) is the source of this 2142-nucleotide messenger RNA. RefSeq names its product coiled-coil domain-containing protein 63-like. Lineage: Eukaryota; Metazoa; Mollusca; Gastropoda; Lepetellida; Haliotidae. Gene Ontology annotation, biological process: outer dynein arm assembly; cilium movement. Gene Ontology annotation, cellular component: axoneme. The record is from RefSeq and is a predicted model, not a curated record.
GUGUUUCCCUUAGCAACCAUCGUCAACGAAUUCCGCCAUCAUAGCAAGUGCUUGUGAACGGUGGUGUCAGUCAGGCCUAAACUCCACCCGCGGACGGGAUUUACUACCACGAACUAAUCAAGUGCCACAAUGCCACGCCCACGAUCAGCUCGGUCAGAUGUGAGUGACCCUGACAUGGAGGGUCUACAGGAGGGGGAGCUACUGAAGCUGCAGAGGCAGUACCGCAUCAUGGAAGGUGACCGUGCGGCCUACACAGAGGAGUCCACCAACAUGAUCCGGAAACAAAGAGCAGAGAUGAAUCAACUGGAAAAGGAAAAACAGGAACUGCUGAAGGAACUUCGUCUUGCUGAAAGUCGAAGUAACCAAGUCCGUGAUGAGGAGCAUACAGACACACUGGUGACCUUGGUGGAGGCUAAAGAUGACUGUGAUGUAGAAAUCAAGGAGGAGAAGCAAAAUCACGUUGAACUUGAUGCUAAGAUCCGAGAAUGGGAAAAAAAGAUUCGCAACCAGCAUAAGAACAUGGGGGGUGUUCACAUGAGUGCCCAGCACACCACACAGACACAGAAGACAGUCCGCGUGCUGGAGAACAGAUUGGACCAGUCCAAGAAGCGAUUCAAUGAUUCCCUGUCUGACAACGCCAAACUGCGGGAUGAAAUCCAGGGACUGAGGACGGAACACAAAAGGUUUGAGAAUCUCUACAAGAAACUAGAGAAGGAGCUGCGCCAACUGCGGCGGGAAAUGGAGGGGAUCCAGACUUCCACAGAGGCCUACGAUACCAGGGAUGACGCCCAGGCCAAGAUGCUUGUAUUGAAGGACAAGGCAGAUAAAGACAUGCAGCACCACAAUGCAGAGAUGAAGGAGCUGGUCCGCAUCAUCGACCAUGACCGCAAGCUGAAGGAAUUCAUGGGCAUCAAGGGCCAGGAAAGACAGGAAGAUCCUCAGCUUGUUGCAUGGAGACAGAAGAAAGAGGCGCUGGAGGCUGAGCGUAAGAAAGAGAGUCAGGAAGACUCCGUGGAGACGUAUGAGCAAGCCUUCGAACUCAUCAAGGAGAUGACACAGGAGGAUGACCUGGACCUUCUCGUCAACAGAUUCAUUGAAAUUGAAGACCGUAACUUUGCUCUCUUCAACUAUGUCAAUGAACAAAACAAUGAGAUUGAGAAAUUGAACGAUGACAUUCAGCUAAUCAAAGAUGAAAUUGAGAAGUUCAAGGCCGAGGGUAUUGACCUUGAGACACAGAGGAAACACAUCCUGAAGAACUUGGAAGAAAAACAGAAUGAAGCCUCUCAAGAUGCGGAUGACAAUGAGCAGAAGUACAAGGAGGUGUCUAAAAUCCUGGACCAACUGAAAGCAGGUAUCGACUCACUCUUCAAUAAGAUCAACUGUGAGAGGUCAGCUAUUGAUGACAUGCUAGGUGCGGCGACAGGGGUGACGGAGGGCAACAUGAUACAGUACCUAGGCAUCAUUGAACAGAGAACAAAUGAACUGUUGGCAGUUCAGGCCUAUAACAGCACAAAGGUCCAGGACAGAUAUGAAACCAAGGGUCACGGAUUGCUGGGCGAGGGACCAGCAGCGCCACAGCAACAACUUCCUGUCAUGCCCCCCACUGUCGGUGAUGAAUACGAGAGUGAAGGAAGUGAGGCUGAUGAUGAUGAGAUGCGACCUAUGACCCGUGUGGAGCUGCAGGAUCGGGUGAUGAAGACGGUACGGAAGCGGGAGUCAGCUGCCAGGAAGGAGGGCUUCAAGUACGACCUGUCCAAUGCCCGGGAGAAGGCCCAGAAACAGCAGAAGAAGGAUGGCAAGAAGUAACCACAAGACGACCACUGUUGUACAUAGUUGUGUUAAGAUAUAUGUCUGUGAUAUGGACCUCACUGUUCUGGGGGGAGCAGCAUGGCUGCCUGACGAUAGAUCCUAUUAACAGAAUGGGUUGACAUUUACCCAUCAAGUAACUAUAUUAAUUGUUUGUACAGCCGGACUGUGUUGCCGGACUGUGUUACACCUCGAGGUGGAGGAGGAGGACUGGAAUGUAUCACAAGCUUGGAGUGCUGCAUCAGAAUGUGGCCAAACUCUUCUAAUUCACAUUCUACUGAAGCGAUGACUAGAGGGAAUGUGUAGAAUUCAAUACAAAUAAAUUUACCACUUAAA